Toxorhynchites rutilus septentrionalis is the source of this 868-nucleotide messenger RNA. RefSeq lists its product as uncharacterized. The coding region runs from base 93 to 689 and encodes 198 amino acids. Lineage: Eukaryota; Metazoa; Arthropoda; Insecta; Diptera; Culicidae. The transcript has 4 exons. Gene Ontology annotation, molecular function: glutathione peroxidase activity. The record is from RefSeq and is a predicted model, not a curated record. Gene Ontology annotation, biological process: response to oxidative stress.
UAAAAACAGUUGUGAAAUUGAAUGUGAGUGUCAUUUGCUAAAGUGUUGUGAAUUCGGGUGCUUAUUGUAAAAAAUAUAUUUUUAUAUUACACAUGAUCAGCGGAAAAAGUGUGUUAUUUUGUGUAGCAGUAGCAUUUUUAUCUUACGGCGCAUAUCGGUACAGGUACGCGAACAUGGCUACAGAAUCCACCUCAGAUUACAAGAACGCUAAAUCGGUAUACGAUUUCAAUGCGAAGGACGGGCAGGGAAACGAUAUCAGUCUGGAGAAAUACCGCGGGAAGGUUCUAUUGAUUGUCAACAUUGCGUCCAAGUGUGGUCUCACUAAGGGGAACUAUGAAGAGCUCACGGAGCUGUCGAAGAAAUAUGCCGAUAAGGAUUUCAAAAUACUAUCUUUCCCCUGUAAUCAAUUCGGUUCCCAGAUGCCAGAAAAAGACGGUGAGGAAAUGGUUUGUCACCUACGAAGCGCGAACGCUGAUGUGGGAGAUGUUUUUGCGACAAUCAAUGUAAAUGGAGACGACUCUCACCCGUUGUAUAAAUACCUGAAGCAUAAGCAAGGUGGAAGUCUGGGUAGUUUCAUUAAAUGGAACUUCACCAAAUUUCUAGUCGACAAAGAUGGACAACCGGUGGCUCGCUUCGCUCCAACUACCAACCCGUUGGAUAUCGUCAAGGAUAUCGAUAAGUUGCUGUAAAUUUCAUUCUCGUGACUAUGGGAAAUGGGGGGAAUUUGGACCCCCUAAGCAAACCGCCGGAUAUUUCCAAAUCUAAAUAAAAAAUGUCACAUUGUAUAGUUAGCUGCACUUGUUUUCACUCAAUCAAUGUUUAAUCAUUAUAUCAAGCUUCAAAUUAACAAAUAUAUCAUAAAAUGAAA